CGAUUCUUUAUGAGAGGAGGAAAGAAAGUUCUCGUCUAUCGACGACGAGGAUUUCUAGGUACUUAAAACGUUUUCUUCCAUCGGGUCUGGUGCGUGUUAAAAUGGAAGAGCGUGAAGCAAAGCGACCGCGCCUGAAUCCGGCGCCGCUGCUCGUUUUUGCCCACGGCGCUGGGGCUCCGUCCUCAUCCGACUGGAUGAUCAGAUGGAAGAACCUGUUGGCAACGGCGACCAACGCCGUGGAUGUGAUAACAUUCGACUAUCCCUAUCUUUCUGGAGGAAAGAAGGGUGCUCCACCCAAGGCCGAGAAGCUCGUCGAUUUCCAUCUCCAGCAAGUUAACAAGGGCGUGGAGAAAUACCCAGGACACCCAGUAGUUCUCGUGGGCAAAUCUAUGGGUUCAAGGGUGGGUUGCAUGGUAGCUGCGAAAGCCGGCUCACACCAGAUAGCUGCUGCAAUAUGUCUGGGUUAUCCGCUUAAGGGAACCAAGGGAUCGCUUAGAGAUCAAACCUUACUUGAAGUUCCAGUACCAACAAUGUUCGUCCAGGGGACCAAAGACACGAUGUGUCCGCUCGAUAAGCUCCACAGCGUCCUCACAAAGAUGCCAGUCAAGACCUCUCUCCACACCAUCGAAGGAGGAGACCACUCCUUCAAAGUCCCAAAGAAGGUGCUUGACAAGAACAGCGCAACGCAGGAGUCCCUUGAGCUCCAUGCCGUAAAUGCGAUCCAGCUGUUCCUCGCGGACUCCCUGUGCAUGCAAUGAGCUUAGCAUGUAAGUAAAUAUUUCUCUUUGAAAAUUCUAGACUAGCGAGAGAACUUUCUACACGUCGUACAAAGUGGCACCAGCUUUAGUACUUUAGAACUGGUUUUGCAAGCAAUUGGCUUGAGUACUCUUGAGACGUGAAGAAUGGCCAAGCAGGAGCUCAUUAAGUUCGAUCAGGGUUGGCAUCUUUCAAGGUGCCACGUGCACUGUCGGUUGGCGUUUAAAGCUAAUCAAGAUGCGAUUCGCAUCGCAUGGCAUUGUCUCA
This is a messenger RNA of Selaginella moellendorffii, 1023 nucleotides long. Its product is annotated as KAT8 regulatory NSL complex subunit 3-like. Bases 102 to 758 code for a protein of 218 amino acids. The record is from RefSeq and is a predicted model, not a curated record. The transcript has 6 exons. Lineage: Eukaryota; Viridiplantae; Streptophyta; Lycopodiopsida; Selaginellales; Selaginellaceae.